Vicia villosa (hairy vetch) is the source of this 441-nucleotide messenger RNA. RefSeq lists its product as uncharacterized. The record is from RefSeq and is a predicted model, not a curated record. NCBI's taxonomy places the organism in Eukaryota, Viridiplantae, Streptophyta, Magnoliopsida, Fabales, Fabaceae. The coding region runs from base 1 to 441 and encodes 146 amino acids. The transcript has a single exon.
AUGGCCCAUGUGCUUGCCAGGGGGAGCACCGUUUCUGCUGAUGCGCUGAAGAAGGCGGAGUCCGACAAAAAGGUCGCCGAGGACAAGGUGGCCAAGAUGGAAGCCGCUCGGGAAAGAACGAAGAAGAAGGUCGAGGAGGCUUUGAAGCAAAAGGACGAAGAGCUGGAGGCGGAGAAGAAAAAGUUUGUCGAUCUCGAGUUGUCUUGGGCGCCGACGGCGGAGGAGUCCGAAGAUAUGGGUGGAUUGAAAUCCAGGGCCGAGUUUGCCGAGAAGAUUGAUGGCCUCAAGCUCGGUCUUGCCGAGAUAGCUGAAGUCGGGUUCAAUCGGGCAGUUGAACAAUUAAGGCUUCUAAACCCGGGGUUGAAGGCAGACAAUAUCGGGCUCUCGUCAAAGAUCGUGGGUGGACAGAUGGUGCCCGACUCUCCGGCCGAGGAUGAAUGA